Molecule: messenger RNA, 944 nt
Organism: Phlebotomus argentipes
Lineage: Eukaryota; Metazoa; Arthropoda; Insecta; Diptera; Psychodidae
Product: general odorant-binding protein 67-like
Exons: 3
Coding region: 200-805 (201 amino acids)
Source: RefSeq, a predicted model, not a curated record
UGAUCUCUGUGGCGGACGCCAAGGUUUAGCGCGAUUGACUUGUUUUUGCAUUGCAAAAUUAACCAAUUCCCGGAGAGCAUUUUCACGACUAAACACAGCCAUUGGCGUUUUUCUGUGGCCGCCCCACCGCGGCCGGAUUAAAAGUCCAUUGUCUCGCGGGACUUCGGCUCAGUUGAGUGCGGAGUGUUUAGCUGUGAAAAUGGUCAGGAUUGUGCCCUUCCUUCUCGCCAUGGUGGCCUUCGUGGCUGUCGUGAUUGACGGUCAGCAGGACUGUCGUCAGCCACCGCCUCUGAGGAUUAAUCCGCGCGAGUGUUGUCAGCAGCCAAAACUGAUUAAGGACGCAAUCUUCGCCGACUGCUUCCAGCGCUUCAGCUUGAAGAGCCGAAGCGCCAGGCACGGAUCCGCCAGAGUGGUGCGCUCUCCGCGCAGAGGUCCUCCGCCCGGAUUCCCGACAGCCUGUGUGGCCGAGUGCGUGUUCAACAACACCAAUCUCUCAGUGGAAAAUCCCGAGAGCAUCUCAGAGCUCCUCGAGCAAUCACCGACCGAUAUCCAGGACUGGGCGCCGAUCUUCUCAGAGGGAUUCGCCGCUUGCUCCAAGAUUGUGCCAGAGAAGCUCCGCGAGAACGACGUAGACAAGCAAAUUGCACGACAACUGGACGGUUGCAGUCCACUUCCGGGAGCCAUCCUCACGUGCCUGCAUUCGCACGUCUUCUCGCGAUGCCCUCAGUCCGCCUGGAAGAACGUGCCUGAGUGCGGCCAACUGAGAGACUUCUUCACGGCAUGUCCGAUCCCACCGUUUAUCUAGCCACUUCUAGCCCAUAUCGUCAUCAAAACGCCGCUGAGAUCCUGCGCAAAACCCAGUGAAAAUAGUCAGAAAAAGUAUCAAUUUUCCCAAUGUAUUCACACGCGUGGAAAAAAGGCAACAGGCCAAACAAUAAACACAA